Messenger RNA from Cavenderia fasciculata, 537 nucleotides. It is a transcript of the gene rps16, whose product is annotated as 40S ribosomal protein S16. Gene Ontology annotation, biological process: translation; maturation of SSU-rRNA from tricistronic rRNA transcript (SSU-rRNA, 5.8S rRNA, LSU-rRNA). The record is from RefSeq and is a predicted model, not a curated record. Gene Ontology annotation, molecular function: structural constituent of ribosome; RNA binding. The coding region runs from base 1 to 537 and encodes 178 amino acids. The transcript is spliced from 3 exons. Lineage: Eukaryota; Evosea; Eumycetozoa; Acytosteliales; Cavenderiaceae. Gene Ontology annotation, cellular component: ribosome; cytosolic small ribosomal subunit.
AUGAAUUUGAACAUUUUUUCAAUAUUUUUUUUUAGUGUCGUUUGUCGUUGUGGGUACUCUCGUGCUUCGCAAUCACGUAGAGAUACAAUGACCACUGUUCAAAAGAAAAAGUCCGUCCAAACUCACGGUAAGAAGCGUAACGCUGUCGCCGUCUCUUACUGCACUGAAGGUAAGGGUAUGAUCCGUGUCAACGGUGUCCCACUCGAGCUCAUCCAACCACAAACCCUCCGUUUGAAGGUAUUCGAGCCACUCGUCGUCCUCAAGAACAACGAAAUCAACGCUUUCCAAACCGUCGAUAUGCGUGUUCGUGUCCGUGGUGGAGGUCCAGUUGCCCAAAUCUACGCUAUCCGUCAAGCUAUUGCCAAGGCCCUCGUUGCUUACACCCAAAAGUACGUUGAUGAACAAUCCAAGAACAUCAUCAAGAAGGCCCUCCUCGCCUACGAUCGUGCCCUCCUCGUCGCUGACCCACGUAGAUGUGAGCCAAAGAAGUUCGGUGGUCGUGGUGCCCGUUCAAGAUUUCAAAAAUCGUAUCGUUGA